This is a messenger RNA of Exophiala spinifera, 2493 nucleotides long. RefSeq lists its product as uncharacterized. The record is from RefSeq and is a predicted model, not a curated record. Gene Ontology annotation, biological process: regulation of DNA-templated transcription; circadian rhythm. Lineage: Eukaryota; Fungi; Ascomycota; Eurotiomycetes; Chaetothyriales; Herpotrichiellaceae. The coding region runs from base 1 to 2493 and encodes 830 amino acids. The transcript has a single exon. Gene Ontology annotation, cellular component: cytoplasm; nucleus.
AUGGCUCAGCAGCGGAGCUACCAUGCACCUGGCCCCCUGCAGUCACAAGGCGAGGCUGCCUUUGGUCAACAAGGACAAGAUGAAAGUGAAAGAGACGAGCUUCGUGGAGUCAUCGACGACUUGACAGUUGAAAACAAAAGAUUGAAGAACAUCCUGAAAACCUGGCAGUCCCGAUCGAGUCCGAAGUCGUCACAGGGUCCUGACCGGAUCAUCGAAGUUCGCAUGCAUGGCUUACCUGCAGAGAGGAAAAGAGAACUCGAACAAAUUCUCAAAACAUUUGCACAUGGUCUCAAUGAUGGGGACUCAACGUCUCAACCCGGCUCGUCGCUGCCGAUGGAAAAGUCAUUGCCUAGCACAGAAAAGAGUCUGCCGACUGGCCAGAGACCAGAUCAAACCAACACCGAUUCAGGUUAUGCAUCCAUCUCAGGCUCGGGCCUUAACUCGUCCACCGGCGCGGCGGCUCUCAGCGAACCUCUAUCCAAGAGGAAGAAAGCCAAGGAUAUCAAGAAUUAUCUGCACGACAUUCCCGACUCGCUCUUCCCUCAAGACACCAUGUCCGUGAGCGAGAGUGCUAGAAUGAAUCUUGUCGUUCAGAGACUGGAACAAUUGUUCACCGGCAACCGCGCAAAACCCGGUGAGCAUAGCCUCCCUGUCCAACAGCAGAAGAUAUCUCGUGCUGCGGCAAAGGCGGAUCGCGCAGAGAACCGUCGGCAAAAUCGCGAAAACAAGGUGGAAGGAUCACGUGAAGCACGGGUGCUGCCACCAGAGUCCAAGAUCAACUUCGAUUCGGCGGAACUAGAGCUGCCACAAACUCGAACACAAGGCCAGAAUGGCAAAUCAGGGGUUUCAGCCUCUGAUUCACCUGCGUCGACCGAUCGCCCAGGUUCUCCGAACCAGCGCCCCACCCGGCCUCUAGAUCUCGACAUCCAUCGAGCUCAAGUGGCUGAAGAUAACAUCAAAUAUCUCCGCCAUUUGGGUCUCGCAUCGCCUCAGUUUGGUUCAAGCCCAGGACAAGAACAGCCAUGGCUUUACUUGAACUUGCUAUCCAGUAUGGCUCAACUUCAUACUCUCAACGUCACACCGGCUUUUGUUCGUAAGGCCAUUAAGCAGCGAAGUACCAUGUUUGAACUAUCGAAAGACGGACAUAGAAUCCGUUGGAAAGGGGAUGCAAUGGCCCCAGUCUGGCCCGAUACACAAGUAAGUCCGGCCUCGGCAGAACCCCGUGGCUCUGAAGACAUGACCGAUGAAGGUGGCCGUCACAGCGUGAGGGGAAGCAACACGAGUACUGUGAACGAACCUUCGAUGUCUUUGUCAGAUGACAAGAAACAACGCAAGUUAAGUACUGUGGGUUCUAAGCUUGUCACUUCCGUUGGUACUUCUUCCAACCUUGCUUUGAACCAAACUUCAUCCAAAUCAAUAUCGUCGGCCUUCGACUACAAGCCAAUCGUGUUCAAGGGCAAGAGGAAUCCCUUGAAGGCUGGCCAUUCUUAUCUCGACUCAUCGAGCUCCAAUGGAGAGUUUUCACCGGACGAUAGCGAUCUUGCGCAAGCGCUCAGUCGGUCAAGCCUUAAGUCCAAGGAUGAAUCUCGCGAGGGCCUCAUGACCUUUUUCAGCAAUCCAUACUAUUGCACGGACCUGAGCGGAGAUCGUUCGCCUGUUAAUCUCCGGUCUCUUGACCCCGAAGACAGCCGUGAAGUCCUGGGAUUAGCUAAAGCGCAUCAACCAGGAGACUCAAUCAUUCGGGAUAUUAACGCCUGCUAUUACACCGCUCGAGCUGACCCAGCAUUGCGAGCUUGGCCUACGGAAUGCCCGGACGUAGAGAUGGUAUUCAAGCCUAUCGAGGCGAGUGGAGAGGACGAGACACAACCUCUUGAGUUCGAAGCAUCUGGGAUCGGUGGUGUUAGACCAGAAGACAAUUUUGCCCUCGACGUCAAGAUUGCAAGGACCAGAUUCAGGGAUGGCGGUCGGAAGGAAAAGGGAAAAGGAAAAGCAAGACGAGGUAUUCAUGGCCAGGCCGAAUAUUCCUACCGCUUGGAGAAGUGCACCCAGUUGACUCUUCAACCAUCUCGUCUCCCACCGCCAAGCUACGUCUUCCACACCAGUUCCUCGUCGAGUGCUGAGAAAGGCCACUUCUACGACGAUGAUUCCGACAGUGAUGCUCCUGACGACGACUUCUCUCCCGGACCUGGAGGCUUGAUGUGGCGAUGGUCCUCGGAGUCGAACGAGCACUUGAUAGUCGAUGAAGGAUCAGACGCCAGUUCUUCCAUGGGGAGGUUGGAAGCGUCCCGAACAAGACUGGGCAACCCCGGCGCGGGUGCACGGGCAAAUCAUGAUUUUAUUAUCCAUCCCUCAGGCGGGACCAUGAGCGGAAGCUUGGCUGCGACUGUCGGUGCCAGUUGGUCUGCCAAGUCCAACGUCGAGCAAGAGCCCGAACCGGCUGUUGAAGAAGACGAGACAUCGAGCGAAAUGAGCACUGAUGAGGGAAGUCUUUGA